This is a messenger RNA of Dama dama (fallow deer), 342 nucleotides long. RefSeq names its product HOATZ cilia and flagella associated protein (gene HOATZ). The transcript is spliced from 4 exons. The coding region runs from base 1 to 342 and encodes 113 amino acids. NCBI's taxonomy places the organism in Eukaryota, Metazoa, Chordata, Mammalia, Artiodactyla, Cervidae. The record is from RefSeq and is a predicted model, not a curated record. Gene Ontology annotation, biological process: cilium assembly.
AUGGAAACGAGGCCCAGCAGCAGUCUUAGCAGCCCAGAGGAGUCCUGUGAAGCUCUUCCCCAAGGGUUGCUAGUGUUCACCGGUUCUUCGGAUCGCGAUGCCAACUUGGCCAAGCAGUUCUGGAUCGGGGCGUCAAUGUACCCCCCCAACGAAUCUCAGCUGGUGCUGUCCAGAGGUAGCAGCCAGCGUCUGCCGGUGGCGCGUCCUUCCAGGAGCAAUGCACCGGAGAAAACUUACUUCCAGCCUUUUUCCCUUGAGGAAAGCAAGAGUAGAGAUGUCACUGCUGAAACCCUAAAGAUUCAAGAAUCCGAGGAGAAAAAAAAGUAUCUCCAAAAGACGUAG